Messenger RNA from Leucoraja erinaceus (little skate), 1083 nucleotides. RefSeq names its product alpha-N-acetylgalactosamine-specific lectin-like. Bases 418 to 951 code for a protein of 177 amino acids. The transcript has 5 exons. Gene Ontology annotation, molecular function: signaling receptor activity. The record is from RefSeq and is a predicted model, not a curated record. NCBI's taxonomy places the organism in Eukaryota, Metazoa, Chordata, Chondrichthyes, Rajiformes, Rajidae.
GUUGAUAAUAUUCAUUAGACCCUAAUACCAUAAACACAUAAUGGGGCCAUAUAUGCAAUCUACAGUUUGCAUUCCUCAGUGUUCAGAUACAGUACCGCAUUCUACAGUCACACUUGGAGCUCACAAGACAUUUCUGUGACUUCCUGUUCAUCUUGUUCUAAUCUGUCAGUCAGUGAUUGGUCAGCAGGAGUUUUACGUAGAUUGCUGCAGCCAAUGAGUUUGAUUCCAAUGGUUCCAAAAGCCUCCAAGAUGCCAGAACUACAUGUAUAUAAGGAUGCAACAGAAUUGGAAACCUCAUCGACACAGAGAGCUGGGAGAGAGAAGGUGGGAAUGGCAGCAGGAUAUGCCCACCUUCACUGUGAAACUUGACACUAAUGAUGAAUUGUUUUCUUGUGUUCCAGGUUCGAGGAAGGAAACAUGAUGCUGGUGUGGGUUUUGGUGCUGACCGCACUGCUUGCCAGUGAUGUGACAGGAGCAAACAAUUCUACCGAACCAGAGGAGACUCUGCAGAACCUUGGAUGUCAUGGACCAUGUCUUCCAUUUUGGCAUUACGAUCAUUGUACAAAAUCCUGUUACCGUUUUUUCCAACAGAAAAAGACAUGGGCACGUGCUGAGCAUCACUGCAGAUGUAUGGGAUCUCGUGGACGUCAUGUACAUCUGGCUUCUAUCACGUCGUGCCAUCAAAACUCAGUAAUUUCCCACUUGAUCAGGCCUGGGUGUUGGGGAAUAGAACGCGCUUGGAUUGGUCUCAACGACAUAUGCUGUGAAGGUCAUUUCAAAUGGACUGAUGGAUCUGCGUACAGUUACUCAAGCUUUGCUUGUGGAGAACCUAAUAACCUUUGCAACGAAGAUUGUGUGGAAACUAACUGUAGCGGUGUGGGAUUGUGGAAUGAUCUGUCAUGUAACGUACGCAGGAGUUUUGUUUGUUCCUACAGAACGUGCCACAAUUAGAAGACUCCAGAAUCAUUCCCUCAUCCUUUCCAGCAGUGGAUCCAGUGCUUUGAUUUCUUUGUAGCCGCUCUCACUGUCUGUGGUGACUAUAAUCAUUUAGCUUCUCAGCCAAUAAUAAAGAGAACUGCAUCA